This is a messenger RNA of Penicillium oxalicum, 642 nucleotides long. RefSeq lists its product as uncharacterized. The record is from RefSeq and is a predicted model, not a curated record. Lineage: Eukaryota; Fungi; Ascomycota; Eurotiomycetes; Eurotiales; Aspergillaceae. The transcript is spliced from 3 exons. Bases 1 to 642 code for a protein of 213 amino acids.
AUGGAUCUUCAUGGACUGGCAGACCAUGAAAAUACCACAUUUGAACAGGUGGACAUCGCCUCGGAGUUCCUGACGCCCGCCCGUCCGUCGACUACCGGUGCUCGAAGCUCCAUCUGGGAGUGGGCCCCUCCACCUAUCUGGGAGUCGCGUUGGGCCUCGCUUUAUGUCCAUUCUCGCCCAUUGAAGGGGCCAUGGCCGAAAUCAAGGAUCCGCUUGUACAUAUGCAUGUACUUUGUCCUCGUACCCGUCGGGCACCGGGGUCAAUCGCAUUCGCUCUUCUAUCAUGGAUCAUCCCAAGACGUCCACGUGGCCGGUGGAAGAGCAGGAAUGGUCACUGCCCACCUAGGGAUCUCCACGAUCUACACCAGCACGCGUACCCACGAGAUCGGAGGUACAUUCCCUGAGCCUGAAUACGGUAUGAUUCAUAUUGACCGAUUGUGGCAUGCUGUAAGAAGUUUAAUAAACAUGCACUACGUGCCGAUCUACGGUCAUCUGACAUCAUCCCGUAUGGGCGGAGAGACUAUUGAUGCACGAGAAGCCUUUGACUUAGUACUAUCGCCUUCUUUUGCGCAAAAUCGGACGAUCUAUAGUCAUGCCUACCAUGGUUACCAUGUCCUUGAGAAAAUGGUCAGACUAUCAUGA